AUGCGACUGUUGCGCCGCAUCGCGGCCACCAACGCCACUACAGUACCUCCGCUCGCCUUGUCUGUGGUUCGGACCUUGGGCAAGAGCAAGACAGACAGGAGGGGGUUCCUGAGCCUCUUCUCCAGCCCGAAUGUCUUCAAGAAUUCUGUGCUGCUGAUCAUCGCAAGGUCGGUGUACCUGCUCACCAUGUUCUCUCCAGUGCUGGCUGUGAGCAGUCUGAGCGUGAACCCAUUCCUGACAGUGGCCGCGCAGGGUGGCGCGCAGUUCGUCUCCUACUGUGUGGCGAACUUCUGCGCAUCCCGCAUCGGUCGACGAUGGUCUGGUGUAGCCGCUCCAUUACUGGCGGCAAUUGCAAGUGGAGUCAUCUUCUGUAUGCUAACUGUGGACAUCGCUGGUCCAGCCCUCGUGGCGAUGAUAAUGGUGAUGCAGUUUAGCACAACAAUCAGCUUCAGUGUUGCCAACCUGCAGAGCGUCGAGGUGCACCCCACAUGCCUGCGCCAGAUAGCGGCCUGCGUCGAAUGGGCCAUCGCCGGAGUUGCCAUGUCUGCGUUGCCCUACUUGGCCCUCAUGAAGGACAAGCGCCAACCAUUCGCCGUUCUCACUGCUCUCAACUUGGCAACAGCGCUCGCUGUCUCAUUUUUGCCAGAAUCUGCGCUUCAGCGAUUGCCAGAAACACUGCAGGAUGCAGCGCUCUUCGGCAAAGAACGCCCGUACUGGAGCUGGAAACCCAAACCACCUCCUGGAUACACAGCGGAGCAAUGUGGUUCCAGCGAACCUUCGUAA
Molecule: messenger RNA, 783 nt
Organism: Schistocerca piceifrons (Central American locust)
Lineage: Eukaryota; Metazoa; Arthropoda; Insecta; Orthoptera; Acrididae
Product: solute carrier family 22 member 21-like
Exons: 4
Coding region: 1-783 (260 amino acids)
Biological process (GO): transmembrane transport
Cellular component (GO): membrane
Molecular function (GO): transmembrane transporter activity
Source: RefSeq, a predicted model, not a curated record